Messenger RNA from Centruroides sculpturatus (bark scorpion), 835 nucleotides. RefSeq names its product trafficking protein particle complex subunit 4-like (gene Trs23). NCBI's taxonomy places the organism in Eukaryota, Metazoa, Arthropoda, Arachnida, Scorpiones, Buthidae. The record is from RefSeq and is a predicted model, not a curated record. The coding region runs from base 39 to 692 and encodes 217 amino acids. The transcript has 5 exons. Gene Ontology annotation, biological process: endoplasmic reticulum to Golgi vesicle-mediated transport. Gene Ontology annotation, cellular component: TRAPP complex.
UCAGAAGGCGCCACUAUAAACAUUGCUCGUAAAAUAAAAUGGGGAUUAUCAGUGUGUAUGUUAUUAGUAAAGCAGGUGGUUUGAUAUAUCAUUACGAUCAUAAUAUACCGAAAAUUGAAGUAGAAAAAACUUUUAGUUAUCCGUUAGAGAUCGUUCUUGAAUAUCAGAAUAAACGUGUAAGCGUUGUUUAUGGCCAAAGAGAUGGGAUUAAAGUUGGUCAUACUUUAAUGUCUAUAAAUGGAAUUGCUGUUAAUGGAAGACAAUUGGAAGAUGGCAGAGAUGUUUUUGAUAUUUUAAAAGCUGAAGAAAACUAUCCUAUCAAUAUAAAAUUUGGUCGACCAAAAUUAAAUACAAAUGAAAAAAUUGUACUUGCUAGUAUGUUUCACUCAUUAUUUGCCAUUGCAACUCAACUUUCUCCAGAACCUAAAUCUUCAGGGAUUGAAGUACUUGAAACUGAUACUUUUAAACUCUACUGUUUUCAAACAAUAACAGGAGUAAAAUUUAUUAUUGUAGCUGAUCCUAAACAAGCAGGAAUAGAAAACCUUUUAAGAAAAAUUUAUGAAAUUUAUUCAGAUUUUGCUCUAAAAAAUCCAUUUUAUUCUCUGGAGAUGCCAAUUAGAUGCGAAUUGUUUGAUAGUAAUCUUCAAGCUGCUCUAGAACAAGCUGAAAAAACAGGAAUUAGUAAUGUUUAAAAUAAAAUGUAAUCUUUGUACAUAUAAUAUAAAUAUAUAUUAAAUUAUUCCAAUAAAAUUGUUUAAAUAUUUUUUUUGUAAAAAUUCAUUAUACAAUACUUGAACUAAAUAGAAAGCAUAUGUAAAUAUAUAUUGAUAUAUUU